AUGGCAAAAUCCAGAGUCAUCUAUUGGUUUCGUACCGAUUUGCGAUUGCACGAUUCUCCUGCACUCAAGGCUGCUCUCGACCUCGACCCUGAAGUACUAUGGCCGAUCUUCACCUGGGAUCCUCACUACGUGUAUCGCGCACGAGGGGGACUGAAUAGAUGGCAAUUUCUCCUCGACUGCCAGAAUGAUUUAUCAACCUCCAUCACCAAGCUCAACUCCAAAUCCAAGCUCUUCUUGCUGCGUGAAGCUCCGCAGACAGUCUUCCCCAAAAUCUUCAAAGCAUGGGGUGUCACUCAUCUAGUUUUCGAGAAGGAUACCGAUGCUUACCCCCUUGAGAGAGAUGCAAUUGUCAAGGCUGCAGCCAAAGAUGCUGGCGUCAAGGUCAUUACUUGCUCCGGCCGAACGCUAUGGGACAGCGACGCAAUCGUUGCCAAAAACAAUGGCAAACCCACAAUGUCUACUACGCAACUGCAGAGUGCGGGCAAGAAGCUAGGAGCUAUAGAUCGGCCUAUUCCUGCACCGUCGAGCCUGCCGGACCCAGGUGAGAUGCCGCUCGAUUUUGAGCAUGAGCAACCAACUAGCAAGCCAGAUGCCAACUCGGAGCGCCGCACAAAAAAAGACACGGAAUAUCGGAGCAUAGCUGGACCAAAAGGCGACUUUAGCAUUGAAACCAUGGAGGAGCUGGGCUUUCCAUCAGCUACCACACCGCACAAGGGCGGAGAAACACGCGCACUCAAGCUGCUAGACGACAUUGCCAAGGACAAAAAGUAUACGGCCACGUUUGAGAAGCCAAAGACGAGUCCCGCGCAGUUUGAGCCGCAGUCAACGACUCUAUUGUCGCCGUUUCUUCAUUUCGGAGCCCUCUCCGUCCGAGAAUUUUACUGGCGCGUGCAGGACAUCGUGGACAAGUACGGCAAAGGUGCGUCUAUGCCGCCGGCCAGCCUCACCGGGCAGUUGUUCUUUCGCGACAUGUACUUUGCGGCACAGGCAGCCAUAGGGCCCAAGUUUACGCAGACCCUCGGCAACGAUCAUUGCCGAUUCAUCCCGUGGCACCUCCCCUCCAAGGUGGACGAGGAGACGGGCCUUAGCACUGGCGAAUACCGCGUCGACUCGCCCGAGGCGGAGCAGUGGUUCCAGCGCUGGAAGGUCGGCAUGACCGGGUUCCCGUGGAUCGACGCGCUGAUGCGCCAGCUGCGGCACGACGGCUGGAUUCACCACCUCGGCCGGCACUCGGUUGCGUGCUUCCUCACUCGCGGCGGUUGCUACGUCGACUGGGAGCGCGGCGCCGAGGUCUUUGAGGAGUACCUGCUGGACCACGAGCCCGCCUGCAACGCCGGCAACUGGCAGUGGCUCUCGUGCACCGCCUUCUUCUCGCAGUACUUUCGCAUGUACAGCCCCGUCUCGUUUCCGCAAAAGUGGGACAAGAACGGCGACUUUGUCCGGCGCUGGGUGCCGGAGCUCAAGGACCUCUCGGCCAAGUACAUCUACGAGCCCUGGAAGGCCCCGCUGCUGGACCAGAAGCAGGCUGGCGUGCGCGUCACGGGCGACGGGCUCUCGGGCGACAAGGACAAGACGUACCCCAAGCCAAUGUUUGACUUUUCGAAGCGGCGAGAGGUGUGCCUCGCGGCUAUGAAGACGGCGUACGAGGCGAACCUCCUCGGCAACGACGAGCGCGUGGCGGAUGGCAGCUGGGCGAACUUGUUCCCUCCGCACGGCGAACACGCUAGCAUCCGGGAUCUUGAGUUUGAAAGCGACAAUGGCGAAGACGCGGACGAAGGCGAUGCGUCGGACGAUGCAAACACUGGACAGAAGAGAUCAACCAAGUUGCAGCAUAUGCCAGCGAAGAAGCAGAAAACAUGUUGUACAAGAAUGGCCCUGUGGAGCUUGCUAGAAUUCCGCCCUGUUAUCCGCGAGACGUGCGAGCUCCUCCGCCCAAAGUCGAUGAUCAGCAGCGUCAUUCGCGUUGUCUGUCUUGGCUGCCCUAUCCAGCUCUAUGGCGGCCAUCUCCUCAAAGCACUCGAGCGCGCCCGUGCAACCCGCCUUGAAGAGGUGCUGCAGGGCUGCCUCCGGGUCGCUGCCGCGCAGCAGUCGGCCGAGCACCGGCUCGGCCUCGAUGUAGCCGUCGUCGGACAGCUGGCGGAGCAUGGCCACGGCCUCGUCUGUGCGGCCGCGCCGGCCCAGCGUCAUGCCCAGCGCCAGCCGCGCGUUGGGCUCCCAGUGGGCGAAGGCGGCACUGCCGCCAGUGCCCGCGUGCGUUCGCAGAACCUGGCGGAGCGCCGCCUCAGCCUCGGCGUACUUGCCCUGCUGGUAGAGGAUCUGUCCCUCAAUGGCCACGGCGACGGGGUCACCGCUCUGGACGAGUGCGCGGAAGCGCUUCUCCGCGGGCGCCAUCGCCGCGUCCUGACCGUACCGGCCGGCGCGGGCCAUGACGGCGAUCAGGCUACACGUGGACGGCGCGUACCCCCAGUUUCCGGCGGUGAACCAGAGCGCCGACGCGAGACCGCUCCGACCGCCGCGGGACACUUCCAUGACUAUGCAGCCAAGGUCAUGCAGGACAGCGACUCCUGGCGAGAACAGCUGAAAGGGGCUGUCGUGGUCGCGGACAUGGAGUGUGAAGGCGGCCAAGCUUUCAUAGUACUCGGCUGGAGAGAGGAGAUUGAAGUCGUCACUCCUGUCGCGUAUGAGAGAUUCGACGACGGAUGGAGGUAG
Messenger RNA from Cordyceps militaris CM01, 2709 nucleotides. RefSeq names its product cryptochrome-2. The record is from RefSeq and is a predicted model, not a curated record. Gene Ontology annotation, molecular function: FAD binding; DNA binding. NCBI's taxonomy places the organism in Eukaryota, Fungi, Ascomycota, Sordariomycetes, Hypocreales, Cordycipitaceae. Bases 1 to 2709 code for a protein of 902 amino acids. The transcript is spliced from 4 exons. Gene Ontology annotation, biological process: entrainment of circadian clock by photoperiod; circadian regulation of gene expression. Gene Ontology annotation, cellular component: cytoplasm; nucleus.